Trichoplax adhaerens is the source of this 1050-nucleotide messenger RNA. RefSeq lists its product as uncharacterized. The record is from RefSeq and is a predicted model, not a curated record. Lineage: Eukaryota; Metazoa; Placozoa; Uniplacotomia; Trichoplacea; Trichoplacidae. Gene Ontology annotation, molecular function: RNA polymerase II general transcription initiation factor activity. The transcript has a single exon. The coding region runs from base 1 to 1050 and encodes 349 amino acids. Gene Ontology annotation, cellular component: transcription factor TFIID complex. Gene Ontology annotation, biological process: transcription initiation at RNA polymerase II promoter; RNA polymerase II preinitiation complex assembly.
AUGAGCCGAUGGCGUGGGGAAGACGCGCAAUAUGAGCAUCAAUUCCUAGUACGAUUGCCACCUGAGGUCGCUAAAGAAGUUAGAGAUAGCAUUAAUGCCAAUUCUUACAAGAGGAAGCCAUUAUCAAUAGAUUUUUCUGAUGAUUGCCGCCGUGCGGUCAUCGAGUAUGGUCAUGAUAAAUUAUAUGGUAAAAUGUACGAUUUGCCGUGCAUAAUUGAAAGUCAAAAGACAGUUGACAGAAAAACUUUUUACAAAUCAGCUGAUGUUAGUCAAUUACUAAUAUGUAAAGAAGAUGCUAGUAGCGACGAGGACAUUAUAGAUGUUAGUUCAAUGACUAAAGGAGGAAAAAUUUUAAAUAGGAAGGAGCUCAAGAAAUAUGCUAUUAUUCAUGGCAUUUCACCACCUUUAAAAAAUGUUCGAAAAAGAAGAUUUCGUAAAACUGCAAAAAAGAAAUAUGCUCACUCUAUUGAAGUUGAAAGGGAAUUACGCAGAUUGUUUAAAGAAGAUGUAGCUGCAGUGAAAGUUUCGUAUGAAGUUGUAAAGGUCGAAGAAAAAAUUGAUGAUGGGAGAAGUGAAAUUUCUGAGCUGGAUGGCCUUGACUCAACUGGACCUACGUCUGUGGUUACCAAUGUUAUAUCUACGACAGGGAGCCCCUACGUCGAUGAAAUAAAUGAUGUCAAUGACACAGAGAUUAUGAAAGAUAAAUGUGAUGACGUUGCAGCGAUGUUACAUAUGAGUGAUGAUGAAAUAGAAGAAGAUAAUAAAGUGGAAACUAAAAAUAACCCUUCUGAAGCAAAUAGUAGAGAACACAUAGAUUCCACUAAUAACAGUAUAAGUGCUAAUGAAAGGGCUGACAUUGCCAACAAAAUAGCGACAGUUGAGGAAGCACUUAUAAGAUUGCAAGCGAAAAUUAUAAAAGAGAGGCGCAAGAUUGACGAAGUCCCCAACAUUUUUCUAAAAAUUCGCCUACAAUCUAACCUGGAAAGUUUACUUGAACAAGAGAAUGAAAAGCGCGAAGAAUUACAUGAGUUAAAUGUAAGGUUAAAUUAA